This is a messenger RNA of Chanos chanos (milkfish), 1206 nucleotides long. RefSeq names its product uronyl 2-sulfotransferase a (gene usta). Gene Ontology annotation, cellular component: membrane. Bases 1 to 1206 code for a protein of 401 amino acids. Gene Ontology annotation, molecular function: sulfotransferase activity. The transcript is spliced from 8 exons. NCBI's taxonomy places the organism in Eukaryota, Metazoa, Chordata, Actinopteri, Gonorynchiformes, Chanidae. The record is from RefSeq and is a predicted model, not a curated record.
AUGAAGAAUUACAACAGCAGCCCCCGUCAAAACAACCAGACUCCUAAUCACAGUAGAGAUCGGAACAACAAGACAGUCCACUGGUUUUCUGCGAUUUGGCUUCGUUUCUCUCUGCGCGAUUAUGGUUUCUGCAUGGCUACACUGUUUCUCUUCUGCUUCGGUUCGCUGGUUUACCAGUUGAACGGAGGACCCCCUAAAGUUCUGCUUGAAAUCCGUCGUUAUCUCGGAGAAUCCACUUUUGUUGAUGACCAUGGACCUCCAGCGCCAAGGGUGUUGCCUUUUCCCAGUCAGGUCAUCUAUAAUCGUGUGGGGAAGUGCGGCAGCCGCACGGUCGUUCUCUUGCUCAGGAUCCUGGCAGAGAGACACCAGUUUAACCUGGUCUCAUCUGACAUCCACAACAAAACCAGGCUCACCAAACACGAGCAGGUGGAUUUGAUGAGAAACAUCAGCAGCAUCCCUCAACCCUUUCUCUACACCAGACAUGUUCACUUCCUCAACUUCACAAGGUUUAGGAUAGAACAGCCGGUCUACAUAAACAUCAUCAGGGAUCCCAUCAACCGUUUCCUCUCCAACUAUUUCUUCCGUCGUUUCGGCGACUGGAGAGGAGAACAGAACCACCUGAUCCGGACGCCACGGAUGAAGGACGAUGAGAGAUACCUGGAUAUUAAUGUGUGUAUCCUGGAGAACUACCCAGAGUGCUCUAACCCACGUCUCUUCUACAUAGUGCCCUAUUUCUGUGGCCAGCAUCCCCAGUGCAGGGAGCCAGGGGUGUGGGCACUGGAAAGAGCCAAACAGAAUGUACUAGAAAACUUCCUCCUCGUGGGCAUUCUGGAAGAGCUGGAGGAUGUGCUUCUCCUGCUAGAGAGACUCUUACCUCACUACUUCAGCGAUGUGCUGACCAUCUACAGAAGUCCAGAGUUCUGGAAAAUGGGGAACCUGACGGGCACGGUGAAAAAACACACCCCUACGUUGGAGGCCCUCCGCGUUCUUUACCACCGCAUGAAGUACGAGUACGAGUUUUACAACUUCGUCCGCGACCAGUUCCACCUUACCAAGAAAAAGAUCGGCCUCAAAUCCGCCCGCCAGCCGGCUCCGCGUGAACCCAGCUUCCUGCGGGAGCUCGCCCUCAGGACCCCGGAGCCUCUGGAGGAGGAAGAGGAGGAGGAAGGGCUUGACGAUGCUAACAACUGGCUAGUCCAACCUUAA